AAAAAAAAGAUGCUUGUAUCAUCCGAUGUUCCCUGUUAUCAGAGCAGAUGUAGUCACCCUGAUAGGGCAUUGGGCUAAACUGAUUUCAUUGACUUAAACAUUGUUAAACAAUUUCAAAUGUAGCUUUGGAAACUGUGUUCUGACCCUGUUUAAUAAUGUUUAAAAAUGCGUCAAUGAAAUUGGCUUAGCCUAUGGCUUUUAUUACAUUAUCUGUUCUCAGUGACACGGAUUCUGUGUUUUAUGUGUGGACUGGUUCUAAGUAACCUAAAUAAAUAAAUAAGUAAAUAAAUAAUGAUCCCAGCUGAAGAGUGUGGCUUAUCCCUAACCCAUCGAAUUUGUUUCAGAAUUGGUAAAUCAUGAGAAAUACCUCAAGGAUGCCCUAUCAGCGAUAAAGUUCUAGGAAAUGCCUUCAAGAGGUUGAGCUGGUGUUGGGAGUCCAGUGUGCAUCUUUUCCCCCUCUUACCCUCUCACCCCUUACUGCUCUUCCCCUUCCAUUUACCCUCCGUGUCAUUGUUGUGACGCCACUACUGAAUUCCACAUAAUCAGCUUGGAAAUGUAACAUAAAACAUUAAAUAUGUUUUUACUAAUUGUGAUCUGCUAAAAUCACAAUUGAAGUGCUCUGUCGAAGCAUUUUUUUUUUAAAUUUCAGAAGCAGUAUUUAAGUGAUGACAUGCAGUAAUUUGUUCAUUCUUCUGUCAGUAUAAUUUACAAGACAGUGGCAGAUAAACAUAGCAAUACAAGAUUCAUUUACAGUGACACAAUGGCAGAUACACAGAGCAGAACCCUGCCUAUGAGAUAAAGUGGACUGAGUGACUUAUGCAGUAAUUAGGGGAUAAUUGUCAUUAACCUCACAAACAGUAGUUUACCCAUAUUGUUUAAAAGGCUCCAGGAUGCGUAAUGACAAGGUAAUCUGUCAAAGCGCUAGGGGGAAAUAUUAAUAAGAUUUGUGCAAGCCUGGAUAGAAAAUAUGCAGAAAGCGGCCACAUUAAGCUAAUUGGUGGAUGAAUAUACACUUGUAAAAGUGCUUCUAAUGGCACGUUUGCUGCUCUCCAAAUGACUACCGUUAAUGUGGAGAAGUGGGCUGCUUAGAAAGUCAGGACUGCUGGGACAAGAGGGUAUUAAGACAUGCAGACAUGGUUAUUACCUUGCUCUAUAAUGCAUGCUUCUUCCUCGUAUCCUCCUUUAUUUUGAAUUUCUGAGUUUUUUGUUAUAGUAACAUAUAUUGAUUAGUAACUGAUUAUUCUGUUUUUGAUCUAUAUUUGUUCAGGCAGCCACCAACCCCAAAUCACUUCGACUUUGUAACCAAAUAAAAUGUGUAAUAUCUGCUUUGAUAGCUGCUUAUAAAUAUAUAGAAACUGUUAAUGCAUACGUGGAUUUAUAAUUAUACAUACACGUGUGGGGGGUGCCUUUUAUAGAACACAUUUAAUCUCAGCAAUCAAAGGAAAGUAUAUCCAUCAACAGCCUUGUGUAUGUAUUACAAGUAAUAAUGUGUUGUUCCCUGAUGAAUGCUAAAGCAGGAAAUUAAUCUUUGUGUUCUACUGCCGUUCUUAUGCCCAGAGAAGAACAAAGUUAAAUCUCCCAAUACAUCUUUCUCUUCAAUCAUGCACUCCAUCCUCUGUGUGUUUUAUAGAAUACUCAAUCCUUGCUGUUUUAUGGAAUACUGCUUAGUGAGUGUUCAGGCCCUCUCUACUCCUGCUCCCUCAUAUCCUAAGGAAUAUGUUAAAGUUCCUUAGGGUUGUGCAGUCAUCUCCAGUUGUAGAGUAAUUCAAAGUAUAAUAUGUGAAAUAGAAUCAUCUUUUCAAGCUUUGGAAGCUAUGAUCACAUUGGGCUAUCCUUGGUUGCACAGAUAAAAUGGCAAAGCUCAGAGCUUGUGGCCUUGAAUUUGUCCCAAGGUUUCGGCCCCUACUUGAUGUGUAAAAUCACUUUCAUUGUGAAACUUUAUCAGACAUUAUAGGAAAGCACAUCAGGAAAUGCCAGGGUCUCAAGCAUUUAUAUUUAGAUAUGUAAAGCCCCACCACAGACCCCUAGAGAUAUAUGGAUGCUUUCUAUGGAUCCAGUGGCAGAACUUUGGUUGUAGAAAGAGAGGUAAAGGAGAAAAUGUCAUCUUCAAAGCAAAAAUGUUAGGGCUCUGGUAAGUUAUGUUUAUUGCAAAGCAAACAGAUUUAUAACUGUCAUAGGGCUCGUGCUUUAUCUUCAUGUCUGAGAGGAGAAGGAAACAAGACCACUUUCAGGGGCCAUCCUUUUCUUUCUUCCUGUUGCCAUUGUCAUCAUUGUGAGUAUUUCAAACUGCUGCUUUGCUAUCCUGAAUGUUAAAAUGAUUUACUUCUAGCAUCUCAGUGAUGAUCAUUGUCGAAUGAAUAACUUGUGUCCUUUUAAAGGGUUUAAUUGGAGGGAGGGUCUUAUAUGCAAAUACUGCUCUUCCUUGGAACUGCAAAGGUUGCUGGAAGACCAGAGAUAGUUACUUACAGCUUUAUGGAGGAACAGCAUUUAUUUUGGAAUGGUUGAUUCUCAGGUUGCAGAGUUCUCACAAACCCUAACUGAUGGGAUUUUGAGGGGUUCCCAUGGCCUCUUAGGGACUUUUUGAGCAGUUUUCCUAAGUUUUCAGGCAAAGUUUCCACUUGAGCUGAUCAUUGAAUUGACUAGGAGUAAACUGAUUAAUCCAGAAAAGUGAAUACCUCUAAUUAUGUCACUGAUAAGGAGCCCCAGACAGAGGCAUCAAGGGAGGCAUCCAGAAUAUAGGACAUAAUACAGUAACUCUCAGAUGAGGGCAUGCUUUCAAUCACAAAUGAAUGCAUUCUAAAAAUAAUCUACAGACAAGGUUAAAAGGAAAAAUAAUAGCCUAGAGCUUAAAACAUUUUAAUUUUAAUUAAAAUUAUUUAUGUGUCCAGACUGUAGGCAUAGAUAGAAGAAUGAUGGAAUUUGAGAGUCAAAUAAUGGAAUUUUGGUGUAGCAAGGCCUAGAAAAUAUAGUCAGACUGACUUACCUAGGAGAAAGCGUAAGCUGGGUAUUGGUGGUUUGACAGCCAACCCAGCUGGUCACUGGCAAAACCAAGACUAGAACUUAGGUGUUACUCACUUACAAUUUUUAUUUCCCUCUGAGGUUGACUCUAUAAAUUAUGUUAAAUGAAUCAACAUCUGAAACUUUAAGAUGCAAAUUCUGUUUUAGCUUGCAGGUGCAGAGUUAGAUAUCCUGUGCUUACACUAAGGACACGGGUAGUUCUAUGUUGGAAUUUGGUAUGCUAGGAAUAUCAGCUGGGUUUAAUAUCUCUAUUUAGACACUUAAAUGAUUCCUAAUAUACUAUUAAUAAAUACUAAAAUAUACCAUGUCUUUAAAAGUCUCUCAAGUUUGAUUUACAAUAGAGUUAGGUAAUUUGAAAAAUACUUUUUGAAUCAUGUAAACAUUACAGAAAGUAAUUUCCUCUGCUGUAAUUUUUUUAAAGAUUUUAUUUAUUUAUUCAUGAGCGACACAGAGAGAAAGGCAGAGACAUAGAUAGAGGGAGAAGCAGGCUCCCUGCAGGGAGCCAGAUGUGGGACUCAAUCCCAGGACUCCAGGAUUACGCCCUGAGCCGAAGGCAGACGCUCAACCGCUGAGCCACCCAGGCGUCCCUGAAUUUUUUUUAAUAUGGAAAAGCAAGGCACCUGCUUUAUUUAUUUGCAAACAAAUGCCCAUAGAGGAAAUGCAUAUGGUUGUUUUAAGCUAAACAAGCUAAAAUUCCUGAGUACAAAGAAGAAAUCCUGACAGGCCUUUAAUAGAGUUUAGCUGGGGAGUCUAUGAUUAGGUAUAUUGUAACACUGGAGUGAUCUAUCAUCAUCACAGUUUUUAAAGUAAAAAUGCUGUACAGACUGUUACUAAGGGAGAAAAAAAAGUGAUAGUCCUCUCUGAAUUAUAUAUUCUUAUCUGGUCCAUAAUGAAGAACAUUCUAUAGCAAAGUGAAUUUUCUAUCAAAAGUCAAACAAUAUGUUUUAAAAAUUACAGGAACCAUUUAAAACUAGUGCCCUGGCAUUUUGAUAAUGUUAUUUUAGUUAGAGAGGUGAUCAGUUUGGGAGGAUGUAUUGUUCAAUUUUUCAAUAAUUUUUUUUUCUCUUAAAAAAUACCUUUUUCAGUGAAAAGUAUUUUCAACUGUGGAUCAGAAAGUGUUGAGGUUUAUUAUAUAUUGAAAAAUGUCAACACUAGUGCCUAAAAGUCACAUAAAAUUACCAUGUUGCUUUCUUCUUCUGCUACCAAUUCCAAUCAAGGACCAUGGAACUUCUAGUUCCAUCCAAGGAGAGGCAUUCCUUGACUUUGUACUUUUUUUGCAGUUAAUUGAAUAUGCCUUACUUCAAUGUACCACCAUUCUCCAUAAUCCAGCACUUGGAAUGUUUUAAGACUGACUUAUAAUGAGGUUCAUGUACAGUAAGAGUAAACCAAGAGUGAUACAGUCUCUAUGUACAUGUGCAUAUUUCAGUACAUGCAGAUCUGUAUAAUAAGUAACUCUUUUAAAGCCAAUCCCUAUGCGCAAACAGUAUUUAUAGAGAGCAGACUUCAGUGUUUGCAUGUCCGCUAACAAGGACUAAGGUUUUCCUUUUUUAAAAAAGAUUUUCUUUAUUUUUUCAUGAGAGACACAGAGAGAGAGGCAAAGGGAGAAGCAGGCUCCCUGCAAGGAGCCCAAUGUGGGACUUGAUCCUGGAUCCCGGAUUCCAGGAUCAUGCCCUGAGCUGAAGGCAGACGCUCAGCCAUUGAGCCACCCACGUGUCCCUAAGGUUUUCCUUUUGAGAGAAAAUUCUGGAAUGCAAAGUUUUCUAAGAGUUCUAGCAUUCUAACCAAUGAUGGAUAUUCCUGUAGCAUUCAUUUCUCCUUAUCUGAAUCAGAAAGAUAUUUCAAUCAGAAAUAUCUUGAUAUUUCAAAUCAAGAUUUUUAUAAUCUGGACAUUCUGAAUUUAUCACCAGCUUCUAUAAUCACAGCAAGCCAAACUAUACCUAGCUCUAAUGUUUGCAUGCUCAUUUUAAUAACUAUGACGGUCCUGGGUUGAUGAGGAAAGCAUAUUUGUUUUCCAAAGGGGAUGUUCAUGUGGACAAAUGUUAACAAAUAAAGUACAGUCCUGAUUACUAUUAGUUAGUAGUUUUUCUUUUCUGUCUGUGCCACACUCUGUUGAUUCUUUCUCAUGGUACUCAGUCUUAGAGAGGAGCAGAGGAAGCAAGAAUGUGACUGGUCAGCUUUAUAUUUUGAAGGUAAAGUGAUGCUCUUGAGAAAUUCUGCAAAAUACAAAUUUCCAAAUCAUAGAAGUUGAGUAGGGUUUUCAUUACCCAAAACAAAUGUUGAUUUUUUUUAUCAGGUCUAAUUUGAACCAUUUGGUGCAAUCAUGGUAUAAAUGAGUAUUUUCAUUCUGCCUACAGAUAUUACAGUUGUUUCAGCUGGCCUAGAAACAUUAGCCUAAAAUAGUGGUGGAAAAGCACAAUCACAUAAAAGAGCUCUGUGUGAAUAAAGAAUGGUAUAAUUUUGUUUACUUAUACAACCAAACUGCUCCAGUGUAUAUUGUAUAUGCUAGUGGUACAUCUUUCUCAAUCAGUGCCCUCCAAGAAAUAUGUGUUUAAAUGUAAAUUUGCUAAAACAAAUAAGCAUGCCAAGUUCUUUUCCCACAUAAUUUCAAGUGUUUCUCAGAAAUUAUCACAACAUUGCUUAAAAAAUUUCCCUAAGUACUUCCCAGAAUCUAUUCCUUUCAAUAAUUUUUUUUCUUUGACCAUUUUUAUUCCUCUCCCCUUCUUUCCUGCUUACAUACACAUACAUGCAGGCACAUAGACACACAAAACUUUGACCCAUCCACAUUUAGGAUUGCCAAGUCAUAAAUUAUAGAGAUAGAUAAAAUUUAACAAGAAGGGGGCGGGGAUUGGUCGUGAUGUAAGUGGGGAGCACCCAGACCAGUUCAGUUUUUUGGCUGAAGAAAAAUGUUUUCACAAUGGCUUGACUUUAGGUAGACUGUUUGAAUGGAAAUAUCUGCAAGUUAUAUGCAGACCCAUCUAAGUUCUAAAACAGGUAACCAGUGGGAGAAUGGGACAAAGGAGGGCUGAAAGUUUUAUGACUUCUAUGAUUUUUUAAAAAAAAAAAUGUGUAAUGUUCAAAGGCUUCCUUUCCACAGAGUAUCUCCCUCAAACUCUUGCUACUUCUAGUCCUCAGUCUGCCCUCUCCACCCACGAGUGGCACUCAUGAUCUCUGUUCUCAGACCCCAUCUGUUAAGUUGAUGGAAUACCCCUGUUUAUAUCAUCGAGAUAAUGGUCUGAGCCCAUUGCUUGCUCCUGAGGUGACCCAGCAAUUAGAUGAUAUAUUUCCUAAUUUCUGGGUCACAUCCUGACACAUGUCCACCUAACCAAGAGUCUAGCACGAAGUAGAGGAGAGCUAAGGUGAAUUAGCUGACAGUUCCUCAUCAACAUCAUCCAAAGUGUUCGUGAAGAUGUGUGUGCAUAUACUACCUGUCUGCCACGUGUCCGUAUUAACUGUGUAGGAAAGCAAUCUCUAGUUUUUAUGACUGAACACCCCUUUGGUAAAAAUAUAUGAGCUUGGAGCUUAAUAUAUUUACAACUAUUUCUAAGUUAGUUUAACAUAUUGCUGUAAAGCCACAUAUAAAAUAUUAGUAAGGGGAUCCCUGGGUGGCUCAGCGGUUCAGCACCUGCCUUCAGCCCAGGGCAUGAUUCUGGAGACCUGGGAUUGAGUCCCACAUCAGGCUUCCUGCAUGGAGCCUGCUUCUCCCUCUUGCCUGUGUCUCUGCCUCUCCCUCUCUAUGUGUGUCUCUCAUGAAUAAAUAAAUAAAAGAAAUCUUUAAAAAAAUAAAAAAUAAAAUAUUAAUAAAAAUCUUUUAGGUUAAAAAAAGAAAAAGGAAAACUUUUGUUUACUUCCAAUGUCACAGUGGAUUAUGGGGCAUACCCUACUGAUGGGAGAGACGUGUGUGUUUGUUAUUCCGGCCACAAAACAAGGCAGGAAACAAGAAAUAAGAUGAUAUAUAAAUGGGAAAUUUGGGCAGUCCUGGUGGCACAGCGGUUUAGUGCUGCCUGCAGCCUGGGACGUGAUCCUGGAGACCCGGGAUCGAGUCCUGCGUCGGGCUCCCUGCGUGGAGCCUGCUUCUCCCUCUGCCUGUGUCUCUGCAUUUCUCUCUCUGUCUCUAAUAAAUAAAUAAAAUCUGUAAAAAAAAAUGGGGAAAUUUAUGAAUUCUCGAGUUCUAAGUAUGAUUUUAUGCAAUUUAUAUGAGUUAAUGUUUUAAGUCGACUUCAUUAAGGCAUAUUUUGCAUACAGUGAAACAUACUGAUUUUAAGUGUAUAUAUUCAUGUGUAUUAAAGUGUAUAUAGUAUAUAGUCAUGAUCUAGAAUGUUUCCAUCACCCCACAAAGUUCCUCAGUGUUCUUUGCAGUCAGCCCCUGUCCCCUCCCUCACUCCUUGGCAACCACUGAUCUUUCUUCUGUUCAGUCUUACCUUUCCCAGAAUUUCUGUGAUCAGAAUGGUAGAAUAGGUAGCCUUUUGAGUCUAAUCUCUUUCUUUUAAACAUUAAUGCUUUUGAGAGUCCUUCAUAUUUUACUUUGUAUCACUAGUUUAUUCCUUUUAAGUGUUUAUUGAUAUUCCUUCAUCUAGCUCUCUCAUCCUUUGUUUACCCUUAAGACUUAAACAUCUAGAAAACCAGGUAAAAUCAAUGAUUCGUAGCAUUGUUUCAUCAAUUUUUAAUUCUGCAAUUACUGUUAAAUUUUACCGGAUAGAGUGCCAAGCUACAUAGUCUUGAAAUUUGGUAACUCUCUACCUUCUACCAAACCCUAUUCCUCUUGCCUUGAUAUUUGAAUUAAUCCUGAAGGAUAAACAGUACAAAAUUCCAGUUGGAAACUGGUCAUAAAAAUAAGUAGCCAAUAUGGUUAUUUGGAAUACUGUCUAAAUGGGACGCCUGGGUGGCUCAGCAGUUGAGCAUCUAUCUGCCUUUGGCCCAGGGCAUGAUCCCAGGAUUUGGGAUUGAGUCCCACAUCAGGCUCCCUGCAUGGAGCCUACUUCUCCCUCUGCCUCUCUCUCUGCCUCUCUCUCUGUGUCUCUCAUGAAUAAAUGAAUAAAAUCUUUAAGAAAAAAAAAAGGAAUACUUUCUUAAGAUAGCACACUUCAAAUCUAGACAUGAAAUCAAAAAGUACAUCGAAUAAACCUCUGAUCUUGUACUAGAUGGUCAGCAUUUUCUAUAGCUCAAUAUCAUUUAAUUAAGAGAUUUAAAAUUAUAUCAAAGAGGAAAUAUUUUUAGCUAAUCAUUUUAGGAUUAUUUUUAAAUAUAUGCCUUAAAUUUGACUGACAAGAAAUUCAUGGAGUAAGAAUAGAAAAUUAAACUAUUCUCUGCCUGUCUUUUUUUUUUUUUAGAGUUAAACUGUUUGCUUAAUUUCUUAAUAAUUUGAGUAAUGCUAGAACAAAUAAGUCCUAGAUCUCUACUGUAUUCACUGUUUCUCCCUCAUUUACAUGCAUGGACAGAAAGAAAGGCAUUAUUUUCCUCCCUGUGCUGUGGCAUGUAGUGGCCUGCCAUGAACACAGAUGGGUUCCUUUUUGGGCUGAGGAGUUUUGUAGGCUUGAGGUCAUCUGACAAUCUACUUAUCCCGAAUUUUCUUAUCUUGUCCCUGUUCCAUCUCUUUACAUCCUUUCCUUAAGUAAGAAGAACCAAACUUACUUUGAUCUUAAAACUGCAGGUCAUAUACAGUAUUUUAAUGUGAAAAAAAGGACUUAAAUAAAACCAUUGAAACCAUGACAGUUGACUCUACUACAAAAGAUUUUUAAAAAGCAUUCUGCAGAGCCAUAUAGGUGCCAGAUUUCUACUGAGUGAUAAUCACCGGUUCCAACAAAAUAAUAAAAGGAAGUCUCUUCAUUUAAAAUACUUAUAUGUAAAUAUUUCAAGUGUCUUAUACUUUUUCUGAACCCAGUAAAACUGGUUUAUAAGUCAGGAUUAUUUGGUUUCACUCAUCUUUUAAUGAAUAGUAUAGCUGGUUAUUUCACAAGAAAUCAAUACUUAUAAUAAUACCUUGCAUUUCUCUUAACAGGGUAAGUCUUAUUAUCCUCAUUUUGUAAAUAACAAUUCCCAAUGAAAAGUUUUAAAGAUCACUGAACUCUGGUUACAAAUGGCAAAAGCCUUAAGAAAGUGACCCACAGACUCCAAAAUGGAAUGGGAAAGACAAGAGUACAUUUACACACUCUGAUGUGAUGUAUAUUAUUCCUGUGUAGACCCAUGUCCAGUAUGAAUGUUGGGCAACCCACAUUCAUAGUGGUCUACCAGACUGAAUUUUGUUUUAUUAAUGUUUCUUUGACAAUACCUAACUCUUCUUUUGGCUUUUAUUCACUCUGGUAAAGUUUAUUUGACGUGCCAAGGGGGCUGAGAUUUUAGAUCUGUACUUCUCGAUUUGUCUGUGAAGAAGGACCCAUACCCCACCAUCAGUUUUGAGCAAAUAUUUAAGUUGAAUAAAAUAAAAAUAAAUUAAUUUUAAAAAUCAUUUUUUGUUGCUGCAGCAGAUGUCACAUUGUCUGAAAGCCUUCUAAAUGAUUACUCCCAAUUAUCUGAAGGUUGGUUUAAAAAAAAAUUGACACUGGUCCUUUUUGAAAAACAUAUAGACCACUUGUGGAAAUUCUUGCCUUGACCCAGGAGUCUCAAGCCACUGUUUUAAGAAUCACUGCAUCCAGAGCAUGCUUAUCUCUCUCUGUUACUGAGAUUUUCAGGAGAAAAGAACCCCAGGUUCUUUUUGCACUUUGAUGACUUCCAACUCCCAUUCAGCCAGUUUAUCCGAAGAUGUACUAAAACAGAUAGUCAUUACUAGCAUUGAGCUUGCAGACCCAUGAUGUUAGUAUAUAAGAAAGUCAACUUUUUCUUUCUGCAGUUGCUCUAUUUAUGAGCGUGAUGAUACUAGAUACUUUUGAUCAAAUAUGAAUGGUGACUUCUUUGGAAGGAACUUCUGUGGCACUAUAUAUUGCCUGGAUUCAGGGUGCCCUGUCAGGGGGACCCCAGUUUGAACGGAUAAUGUGGAUGUUUGUCCUGUUCCCAAGCAUAUUUGUUUGCAAGGAUGUUAUAUUGUCCUAUGUAAGUAUAAAUCACUGUUUCCAUUACGAGUAUAAAUGAAGCUUCUCUUUUAUGAUUCAGGCUACCAGCAGAGUUCUAAAUCUUGCUUACCUGGACCUCUUCCACCAGAAGAUGCUGCCGGCAAGGUACUGGACCGCUGGGCCAUCAUGUCUCGAGAAGAGGAAAUCAUCACCCUUCAGCAGUUUCUGCGGUUUGGAGAAACCAAGUCCAUUGUGGAGCUGAUGGCAAUUCAGGAGAAGGAAGGGCAGGCCGUAGCUGUACCGUCUUCAAAAACAGACUCAGACAUAAGGACUUUCAUUGAGAGCAAUAAUCGCACCCGGAGUCCCAGCCUUCUAGCUCACCUAGAGAACAGCAACCCUUCCAGCAUUCAUCACUUCGAAAACAUCCCCAACAGCCUUGCAUUUCUGCUUCCAUUCCAGUACAUAAACCCAGUCUCAGCCCCACUGCUAGGAUUGCCUCCAAACGGGUUACUGUUGGAGCAGCCAGGACUGAGGCUGCGGGAACCCAGCCUUUCAACCCAGAAUGAAUACAAUGAGAGCAGUGAAUCUGAAGUAUCUCCCACACCUUAUAAGAAUGAUCAGACUCCCAAUAGAAAUGCCCUGACCAGCAUUACUAAUGUGGAGCCCAAAACCGAGCCAGCCUGUGUAUCCCCCAUUCAGAAUUCUGCCCCAGUCAGUGAUCUGACCAAAACUGAACACCCAAAAAGCUCAUUCCGGAUUCACCGGAUGAGAAGGAUGGGGUCAGCCUCCAGGAAAGGAAGAGUGUUCUGUAAUGCAUGUGGGAAGACGUUCUAUGACAAAGGUACUCUCAAAAUUCAUUACAAUGCUGUUCACCUGAAGAUCAAACACCGAUGCACCAUUGAAGGUUGCAACAUGGUCUUUAGCUCCCUCCGAAGCCGAAAUCGCCACAGUGCAAACCCUAAUCCUCGCCUUCACAUGCCCAUGCUACGAAAUAACCGAGACAAAGAUUUAAUUCGGGCCACAUCAGGAGCUGCCACCCCUGUCAUAGCAAGUACAAAAUCAAAUCUCACACUCACAAGCCCUGGCCGGCCCCCAAUGGGUUUUACCACUCCCCCACUAGACCCUGUCUUACAGAAUCCUCUGCCUAGCCAGCUGGUGUUUUCUGGGCUAAAGACUGUACAACCAGUUCCUCCAUUUUAUAGAAGUUUACUCACUCCGGGGGAAAUGGUGAGCCCUCCAACCUCCCUCCCAACCAGUCCCAUCAUUCCAGCCAGUGGUACCAUAGAGCAGCACCCGCCACCACCCUCUGAGCCCAUAGCACCUGUAGUGAUGAUGGCCACUCAUGAGCCCAGUGCGGACCUGGCACCCAAGAAGAAGCCCAGGAAGUCCAGCAUGCCUGUGAAGAUUGAGAAGGAAAUCAUUGAUACCGCUGAUGAGUUUGAUGAUGAAGAUGAUGACCCCAACGAUGGUGGGGCUGUGGUCAACAAUGUGAGCCAUGACAAUCAUUGCCACUCCCAAGAGGAGAUGAGUCCAGGCAUGUCUGUGAAGGACUUUUCUAAACAUAGCAGGACCCGGUGCAUUUCAAGGACGGAAAUAAGAAGGGCUGACAGCAUGACUUCUGAGGACCAAGAACCUGAGCGGGACUAUGAGAAUGAGUCAGAGUCUUCAGAGCCCAAACUAGGUGAGGAGUCAAUGGAAGGGGAUGAGCACAUUCACAGUGAAGUGAGCGAGAAAGUCCUAAUGAGCAGUGAGAGGCCCGAUGAGAACCACAGUGAGCCUUCUCACCAAGAUGUCAUCAAGGUGAAGGAAGAAUUUACAGAUCCCACUUAUGACAUGUUUUACAUGAGCCAGUAUGGACUGUACAAUGGUGGGGGUGCCAGCAUGGCAGCCCUGCAUGAAAGUUUUACAUCGUCUCUGAAUUAUGGCAGCCCUCAAAAGUUCUCCCCAGAAGGUGACCUGUGUUCUAGUCCAGAUCCCAAAAUCUGUUACGUGUGCAAGAAGAGUUUCAAAAGCUCCUACAGUGUGAAGCUUCACUACAGGAAUGUUCACUUAAAAGAGAUGCAUGUCUGCACGGUGGCUGGCUGCAAUGCUGCCUUCCCCUCUCGCCGAAGCAGAGACAGACACAGUGCCAACAUAAACCUGCAUCGCAAACUGUUGACCAAAGAACUCGAUGACAUGGGCCUGGACUCAGUGCAGCCCUCCCUUAGCAAGGACCUUCGGGAUGAAUUUUUGAUGAAGAUCUAUGGUGCCCAGCACCCCUUGGGGCUCGAUGUCAGGGAAGACGCCUCCUCUCCCGCAGGGACUGAAGACUCCCACCUGAAUGGGUACGGGAGAGGCAUGGCAGAGGACUACAUGGUCCUUGACCUGAGCACCACCUCCAGCCUCCAGUCCAGCAGUAGCAUCCAUUCCUCCCGAGAAUCCGACGCAGGCAGUGAUGAGGGGAUUCUUCUCGACGACAUUGAUGGGGCGAGUGACAGUGGGGAGUCCGCACACAAGGCCGAGGCCCCUGCCCUCCCUGGCAGUCUCGGGGCUGAAGUCUCAGGAUCUCUGAUGUUCAACAGCUUGUCCGGGAGCAAUGGUGGGAUCAUGUGCAACAUUUGCCACAAAAUGUACAGCAACAAGGGGACUCUGAGAGUGCACUACAAAACUGUGCAUUUGCGAGAAAUGCACAAGUGCAAAGUCCCUGGUUGCAAUAUGAUGUUUUCCUCUGUGCGAAGCCGAAAUCGGCACAGUCAGAACCCUAAUCUCCACAAAAACAUUCCCUUCACUUCAGUAGAUUAGUCUCAGAACGGACACUACAGAUGCCAGCUCUCACCAGAUGGCCUACAUAUUUGAACUGCCAUAGUCAGUGUGUGCUUGUGUACCUGGGUGGGUGUGGGUGUGGGUGUGUACAUAUGUAGACCUCUGAGUCUACAUAUAUACACACACACAUAUUUUCUUUUAUUUAGAUAUAAAAAGAUAAACACUAGGUGCUUUUGAAAUUGUUUUCUUUUUCCUUUAUAGUUUUGGGAAAGGGGUGGAAUCUUUAAUUUGAGGGUAAAAACAAAGUACCCUUAAAACACACAUACACACACAAACAUAAAGUGUGCAACUAGCCCAAAUUCUGACAGAAUAAGAAUUCUUGGUCCUGUCCAGAGGGACAAUUUGUUGUACCCAUGACUGUUGCCUGCAAAAAAAUAAAAGGGAAAAAAAGAAAAAAGAAACAAAAAAGGAACUUCUUAUAGUUGUCUUUUGUGAACUUUAAGGUUUUGAGAGGAUCUUCAAUUAAAGCAUGGCAGAUUCACCUGUAAAUAUUUAGCCUUGAGAGGCCAAUGAUGUAAAGCAAUUGUAUUGAUGGUUGUUUAACUCUUUUGUUUAAUUUUUACAGUUACAUCCAGCUGUUAGAUAUGCAGGAAAAAAAUAGUUUGCUGGCUAGCUCUAUUCAUUUAUGUUAGCAUUAAUGCACAUUUAAAAAAAAAAAAAACAUGGUCUUGUUUUUACUACCUGCUAGAUAUAGUGAUAAAGAGGUGCUGGCAUGCUUUACAGCACAGAUCUGAUUUUUUAAAAUGUCCUGUACUAGUACAUAAAUCCAGUCAUGCACUUUUUUUCGUACACUACAAGGGGAUGUGUAAUAUCCAUGCUUCUUUCUUAUCCUUAAACUAUUGCCAUACUUCAAGUAAGUGUCUUUUUUAAAAAAAAUUCACUUGUAUAAAAAUGGUCUGGUCAGUAUAGGGCACAAAUGCCAAACAAAAGUAUUAGUGUUAACACAAAACUGCCAACUUUGCACAAGUUUCCAGAAAAGAAAAUACAAUUAGUCACUCAGCAUAACCACAGGCCAAUUUGUCGGCCACCAGAAAACCGCUUUAAAAAAAAAAAAACACUUGGUGAUUCUUUCAAGUGCCGAAUGUUAUUAGAAUCAACAUUGCAUCCUUCUUGCUUAUAUGUUAAGUUACAUAAAAGGAAAACAAAAUUAUGUGGUGUGAAACAGCCAAGGCAUUUAGUCUUCAGAGGCAGGAUAAUAUUUCAGGAUACAAAAGCCCAAAUUACUCACUAUGGAACAAAGCUGAAUACAGUAAAAGUGUUGAACACUCAUUUCUAAGGACCUAACCCUUCUCCUUUAAAAAGAAAGAAAGAAGUCUGAACUGGGUUGGUCUGUUGUAUGGCUGUCUAAUUUGUUACAAGUUCUGCAGUAGUCCUAUGAUUCAGGCCUGUUUGAUAGACAAAAUCAAAAGACAUUUCACAGCGGCAGUACUUGGAAGCUUUGAAAACAUGUGCUGAACUUGAAUUGAGCAACACUCCUUUCUGAAAAGCCAGACGAAGGGGGGUUUAAAAUAGGAUCUCUCACUGUUGAGUGUUUUGUGUUUCCCCACAUGAUUUGUCAGAGAGAAAUGAAAGCAAGCCUGAAACCAAGCAAUUGAGAGUGAGAAAGAGGGGGAGACGAUUCUCCAAACCUUUUUUGUUUUGUUUUGUUUUGUUUCCGAUGUUUACACAUGUUGCCUGAGCUGGUUAACCACAUGGGCAGCCCUCAGCUACCACAACAUACUGACUAAAUGAUGAUAUUUACUCAAGUUCGGUCUGUAGCCAAAACCAUUAGGAUGUGCAUUGCAGACUGUGUUUUGUUGUCUUUUUUUUUCUUUUUUCUUUUUUUUUUAAAUGGGGGGGGACAGAUAAACAAGGAAUAUUUUGUCUAACAGUACACAGUAACUUAAAGAGAAUGUAUUUCUUUUCUGCAUUUAAUGGCCUCAAACAUUUCUCUCAUCGGUCUCAAAGUUAGAAAUACCCCUUUGUUUGAACUUUGCAUGUUUCCAUUUUUCAUAUGUUUUGUUAUUAUUUUUUCUGUGUUCACAUCAGCAUUCACUUCCGUUAAAUUUGCCAAAGGAAACUGUUAAUAUGUUUCUGUUGUUGUUAUUAUUCCUGUAGGAUUUAUUGUACCUCACAGUAUUUAUUGUUUCCAAAAAUAAGCAUCAUUAGUUGAGGAUUCAGUAUUUUUAUUUGUAAAAAUUUCAGAAACAAUAGAUUCUUAAAGAUAAGCUAGACUUGUCUAGAAGCUUCAUCUUUUCAUCUCCUUCAGAGGAUGCUAUGGGGUUCGUUUAAUUCAUUUGUUCUCCAGUGAGGAAAGACCAAAAGUAUUCACAGUACAAAAGAAACCAUAUCAAACACUAUGUCUGUUAAAUGACAAAUGUUUACGGUAAAAAGCUGAGGAAUUAGUAAUAACCAUUUUUGUUUUCUUGUACCUUUGAAUUCCCCAAAGUCUUAAUUGCUUUAUUUUGGUGUUGUGUUAAAUUGAAUAGACAGAGAUGUUUUCCUUUGUUUUAUACCAUAUAAGACUAUGUACAGUAUGUUUGUGAAAAAUUGAACUAGAAUAAUGAAAGUUUGUUUGCAAACAUUUUGGUCCUCUUAGCGUUCUCUGUGUUGCGCUGUUGCCCCAUUACCAAAUGAUUCAAUUCAAAAAGGGUGGAAAAAAUAUUUUUAGUAUCCCAACAAAAGAUUAGGGAAACACUAGCUUUUCAAUUGUGAUAGACUGAAUUACACCUCGUUUUACGAAAAUAACACAUUUUUAUUUCAGUAAUAUUUAAAAGUUACACUCUUGUUUGAGAUAUUAGAACUCAUCUUGUACAGAAUCAAUGUUUAGUCUGUUUAAUUUAAUGUCAACUAAAAGGUCAAAUAGCCCUAGUGGGUGAAUUACUUAGCUGUCAGCAGGUCACAUCAGCAAAUGAACCCGGCUUAGAACAAAUGUUUGUUACUUGCCACAAACUGGGCUAAUGUGAAGAGCCAUUUAGAAUAGUCCAGAAGUAAUGAGAUUCUCAAAGUAGAAUUUCCCUUGCUCAGAAACAGGAACAUGUUCACCCUGAGAUUUGCCAGAGAAAUGGCAAGGAGUCCUGGACAACUGGCUCUUUUUAAGCAUCUCGCCUAUUUGCUACUUACUACUUUUGUGCCUCAAGUGCCCAAAUGUUAUGGUGGCCUUCUAAAUGGAUGAAUAACACUUUCCAGUAUAAAGCCUAUUUGCUUUAAAAGGGACAGGGGCAGUGGAUGGAAGCAGUACAUAAAAUGUAAAAUUCUGAAAUGCACAAUGCUUCCUGUCCCAAAGUGUUGCUUGUUCUUGGGAUGUGUGCCUGAGUGCAGUGUUUUGACUUAACUGUAAAUCUAGUUAGGAUGGUGAUCCCAAGACUUAUUUGCAAAUGGGAAGGAAAAAAAUAUCAGCAUUUUAAUCCUGGGCCCUUCGACUUUGUCCGUUCUGACUCGUUUGUUUCUUCAUAGGAGUUUUCUACUGUGGAACAGUUUGUCUCUAGCUGCAUCCAUUCUGUGCUGGCUGAAAAUUAAUAGUGAUGCAGAUUUUCAUCCAAGUAGCUUUUACCCAUUUGAUUGAUUAUAAGCACAGUUUUGUUACAGAAAAUGAGGCAGUAUUAUUAAUGUACAUGUUCACUAGCUGGUGUUGAAACUUACUGUUUUGAUCAUUUUAAACUAUGUUUUUAUACAUAUCAGAAAGGCUUAGUCUGCUUUAGGGAAUAUCUGCAUGCUGCAGAGAGGGACGACAAAGAGCAAGAGAAAGAUGAUAAGUAAUUUGGUUUUAAAAAUGAUUAAAAAGCUUGACAUUCUUUGUUCUAUUAAUUGUAUUAAGAUAAGUCAACGCAGUGUAAUGCAUCUCAGAUCUUAGUCUAGCUGUCCAAUUCAGCCUGAUGCCUUUUAAAGGUUUGAAGGUAUUAAUGUUUUCCUUCUCCAUGUGACAAACAUUUUUUUUAAAACGUUUUUAGCACACUAGUGCCACAGCUCUUGUAGUAUGAUUUCUUUGGUCAUGAAUUUCCAGGCCCUUUUCCAGUAAGAGGAGAAAGACAUUUAACUGGUUAAUAGCCCUCUUAGUAUAUACAUUGCUCUUAAAAAAAAAAAUCUUUGAAUAUACUAAGAACAGGCUGUUGAGAGGCAUUCUCCCCAUUUUACUCAGGAGAAACCAAGCACUAGAUUCCCACCAAAUAAAAAAGUGACCUUUUGUUCCCCUUCUUAUGUAUACACCCCGGAUGUGUACCAAGCAAAUGAGAGUGGGGGCCACUGGCAAUUAAAAGACAAAGAAGCCCAUAACCAGAUUGAGGUGGACAUGCUGCUAACUGCUAACAGUUGACCUGAGCAGUCCUAACUUGUAGUUGGUCUGUUAGUGUUGGAUUAGAUUGACUAACAGUAAAUAAAACUCAACUGUCAUAAGACACACUACAUCUGCUAUCAUAAAGAAACAAGUCAUUCAGAAGAAACUUUCUUUAAUCGUCUGGAGACACUCCUUUUCUUAACUUUUAAACAAUUAUAACAAAUUACAUUUUUUAGAAACUUGGAAUAUUUAAAUUAGAGGAUUUUGCUUCUCCCUCCCAUUCUUUGUUUUCUAAUGGGAAGCGUCUAAGUGUGUAAGGAGGGCAAUAAAAGGCAGGUGCUAAAAGACAUUAGAAAGAAUGAGUUUUUCCAAAAAGCAGAGUAAGGGAUACUAAGUAAGGGAUUGGUACCUGCCCUGGUUUGGGGUAGCUAGAAAAGAAAAUAGAGAAUGAACUGUGAGUGUUGGUGCAGAAGAAAGGUCUGGUACAACUGUGCCUAGCAGCGGGUGAAAGCAUACCGGUGCACUGCCCCGCAGAGCCCCGUGACCAGGUGUUCCACAGCACCCCAGUCUGAACAACAGGGAAGGCAAAGAAAUUGCAUGGAAUAACAGGUUCCUAUGGGUCAGAAGAGCAAACAAGGGAGGUUAUGGGAUUUUUUUUCUUUGUUUUUGGUUUUGUUUUGCAGGUGGGAAGUGAUGCCAGGGUCCCUUAGGGGAGUAAAGAGAUAUGAUGGGUCACCAGGCAAAGCUGGUGGUCAAACUGUGCUCUUAAGUGUAUUUUCUCCCUUAUUACUUUUGCUUGCUCCUGUAGCCAUGAUGCCACUUGGCUAGUCUUCUUGAUCAUUUACCUUCCUAAGAAGCAUAAAACUUUUCUGUGUUCAAGUUUUCCCUCAAAACUAAACCAUGUGGUAGUCUUCCUCAUGUGAGUAUUAAGACCAUAUCUGACCCAUCUUAGACUCAUUUCUGCAUUCCCUAUAGUUGGAAAGUUGCUCCCCAUAAAGGGUAACUUGCAAUUAGUUUGUAAAUCAACCGUAAAACUGACAGGUGAAUUAGUCUGCAUUGGUCUGGCCCAAAUGUGCAUCCUUCCCUGUGUCCUUUCGUCAUCCCCAUUCUUUCCAUAUCUUGCCCAAGAUGAAGCUUGUGGUCACACGGCAAUAACUGGACAUCAAAUAUUGUCUUUUGGCAUUUGUCGAAAACUCCAAAUGCCUAAUAACGGAUUUUUUUUAGAAGAGCAUUUUUACAAGUACACCGAAUUGGAUCGGCAUUAUUGGUCAUUAUAAUGCUAUAUAUAUUUUUGAAGCAACAUACUAGACUUGUUAUAAGACUAUAUUUUUUUCCAAAGUGUUAUUGUAAAUUCAUUUGACCUUUACUGCAAAAAAAAAAAAAAUCUUUUUUAUAUAGAGUAUCAAGACAAGGCUCAGUUUGUAACAAAUAGUGGACCAUUACGAAAGAGGAGAGGAAAAAGCUGGGCUGAGCAGUGAGAAGCUUCAGUUCAAUUUCACCUCAUAUCUUUCUAAUAACUUACUUGUCACUUUAUUACCUUCCAGUAAUGUGAAUGCUGCUGACAAGACUGUCACACUAACAGCAGACAACACCCUCUCUGCUGCAGCCCCAGCUCUCCUGGCUACUUAUUGCCCUGGCCCUGAAGGGACACAAACUAAUAGUGUGCUUUCCAGUUCAGCACUUGGCCAUCAAAUAUAAAAGGAUGCGUAAUUGCCUGUUUAUCCCUUGUGAAGGGGAAAUUGAGUACAAGGGCUCGGCUUUCCCAGAGUUCCCUGAUGUACACACAUUCUCUCUCUCUCUCUCUCUCUCUCUCUCUCUCUCUCUCUCUCUCCCGCUCCUGCUCUCCCUCCCCUCCUCUUUCUCUUUCUUCUCGCCUUUCUCCCUCCCCUCCCAACAUACAAGCACAUGCACACACGCACACACACACCCCUACUAACCUGAAUCUUUGGUAAGCCCGAGGCUGCCUCUCAAUGCCCUCCCCAGCUAUUAAGUGGACAGUAACAAGAUGACUUCUUAAAUAAAGGGGCAGUCGAGAGACCCCGUGACAGCAUUCUCUGUGUCUUCAGAAACUUCAGUGUUGGAAUCCCAUGCCCACUCACUUGAGGAGUCCUGAGUGUGGCCCCCCGUGACUUGAGCAUAAUUUCCCACAAGUCAGUGGCGUAACAGAAUUAGAUCACCCCAUGUUCUGGAAGGAAAGCAUUAAAAUAUUUUUCUUUCCCUUCAAAAACUACAUAUGUUGGAAACAGAUUGGUUGUGCAUGGUGGUCAAAAGUUGUUGUUGUUUUAGCUUUGGCAGCUCACCAUGGGUCUAAUGGACACACGUACCUUGAAGUGACAACCUCCCAAUCCAUAGUGUGACAUUGACCAAUCAAUGCUCAUUUUGUUAAACUGGACUGACAAUCUAAAAAAAAGUGGGGGUGGGGUGGCGGGGAGGAUGGGGCUUUUUACUUUAAUUACUAAAACAGGGACUACCCUAUAUGUAAAAGGUAAGUUCUCCACUUUGGGAGACUUUUGAUAACUAGAAGUACAGUGAGCUUUACAGACUGAAGGGACGAGAGGAUGAAAGGUACAAAGGAGGAAUGCACAAAAACGUUGUAUUCCAAAAUACCUUGAGCCCAAGCGGUAUGUAAGUAUCGGCUGCUAUUUUUGUAUCGUGAACUGUUCUGAACGGCGAGAUGGUGGCUGAAAAGUGGCUAGGUAGUGGCCAAGUGAAGUGCAAGAUGAAUCUGUGUGUCCUCCUUGAGGAACUAGGGGACCCCAUGACACCUUCCAGCCUCCUAGACGCCAGUCUGCCAGAAGCCGUUGAACCCUGCCACCAACAGUCACAUCACAAAUAUAUUUGUCAGCCGAAUGAGGUGCAUGCAGGUGUCCUCUCUGAUGUGAACUUUUGGAAAGACAAAAGCAGGAGACGUAGAGAUAGCCUAACUGGUCUUUGUCAACAAAUCUGUGCAAAAUAAUUUCAUGAGCCAGUCUGAGGACUGGGAAGAAAAGCACUUUGAACAGGAUUCUUGGGGUGAGAGAAUAAGCAGUUGGCUUGAUGUUUUGUCAGUUCCCCCGUCUAUGUAUAUUACAAUCAUUUAUCAAACAUCUUCAUACCAUCUUAAAUGAAUUAAAAAUUCAGUUGCCAAAAUUGCACAGAAUCUGCUAACUAGUAUUAGCUUUUCCCCUUGAAAUUAACAGGGAUGUUUGAGGACACUUCUAAUGUUUUCUUUUUAAUGCUUUUUAAAAAAAAAAGUUUCAUUUAAAAAAAAUCUUUGAAGGGAAGGAAGAGCAGAAAAAUGUAUUUUAACAAAAAUGGAGACAUAGAUAGUAUAAAAAUAUAUUUCUUGGAGAGAAAGAGAGUAUCUAAAUGCUAUACCGAGACUUUAUAAGGCUUCCUGUUGCCAAAUGUGAUGUUGAAAUAACGCACAAGGAAGAAGGUGAAUCAAUCCAUUAUUAACUGGCUCUGCCCACUUCUGUUGCGGAACACAAGGAUUGAGAGGUGACCCUGGGGAGCCCCUGGAUAUGUGAGAGCCCUGUCAGCUGGCCCUGUAAGUGUUUUCCAACAGAAGGGGAGACAGGCCAGCCCCCUGGGUGUCCCCCAGCGAGGGGAGCCGGCCCGGCUCAGGCACAACUUCUGAGAGGCCCCGCUGCCUGCCUCUUCCAUGCUAGGACACAAAGCACCCCCCCCCCACCCCCGCCAGUGAAUCAGUGCUGCAGCUGCGAGGAGCAUUGAUUCACGGGGUCUGAGGCUCCUCAACUCCCAGACAAUGUGCUGAGUUAAUAGGUUCACUUGAGAUGUAUAACUAAGGUUGAUUGUUUAUUUUUUUCAUCUAGUACUCAAUUUGGAGCAUUUUUGCAUGUAUCUGUACAGAGUAAUCCAUUCCUCUCAUUGCCUAUCUUAAUCUCUCCUGACUUUUCCAUUCUCUUUCUACUCCCGCCCUGUGCUCUCCUUCUGAUCUCACCUACACCCUUAAAAAAAAAAAAAAAAUCCUUGCUGAAGUGAGAAGAUAGAACACUGCCUCCUUCGUCCUGCAUUUGAUCACUUUGGAAAUGUGUGUGUUCCCUCCUAUCCAGGGUUUACAUAACAUGAAUCGAGUGAAUUAAAUGUUCUAGUAUUCUGUAUCAACCCGAUAGGACUAUCUAAGAUUUACAAUAGAUGGUGCACUUGCUUUCCUGUGCAAACUUUGGUUCAGCUGCCCUGCAGAGAAGUCUCACCAUUUUCCUACCAGUGCCAGUAAAAAUAAAAUAAAAUAAAAUAAAAUAAUAAAAUAAAAUAAAGUGCAGGAGAGCUAAAUGUGGAUGCAUGGAAGUGUUGGGAGGUCAAGGAAGGUCAAAGAACCAGGAGAAGGCUUUGGUCUGAGGCCACCUGGGCAUGAGGCUCUGGGAGAGAAAGCUCUCUGUUCUCCCCUGCGGGUCACGGGCUAGUCCUUCUAGAACUAGCAAGAUCCCUCACACAGUGGGGAGAACACAUGACUUUCUGAUUCACCCCGAGCCCACCUGUGUGUCUCAGUAACAAAAACAUUUGACUCGACCUGCAUAUUUGACAGCAGAAGUGGCCAAAGGGAACGGAAAUAUCUUGAGGAGGAGAAAUUCUCACCAAGAUACGUCCUCUCCCUCCCCCAGAGUUUGGGGGUCUGUGCUUUGUCCCUGUCGUCCCCUCGGCCUCCAAGCCGUCUCUUUGGCUAAAGCCCGUUGGGGAGCCAAGGCUGCUCCGGCCGCCGGCGGCAUCCCCGCCCGUGUGCUACCCGUGGCGUCGUAGCUUCAGAAAUACUGUGUGUACCUUGAGCAAGAGUUUCGUUUCUGUUUUGUUUUGCUUUUUGGUUUGUUUUGAUUAGUAGUCUAAGGGAAUUAAAAUUUCUUUAUUUGCUGUUUCCUUUGUUGUAUUUUCUGUACUAUAACUGUCUACAGUAUGUCUUUUGCAUAAAAUGCAUAAGGGUUUGGGGAUGUAAAUGGAAUUUUAUUCAUAUUUUGUCCAAAUACCUCUUGUAAUUUGUAUCAGAAUUCUUGUACAAUUUUUAUAUUAAAGAUUUAUCAGUCACUGA
Messenger RNA from Nyctereutes procyonoides (raccoon dog), 22078 nucleotides. RefSeq names its product basonuclin 2 (gene BNC2). Gene Ontology annotation, cellular component: nucleus. Lineage: Eukaryota; Metazoa; Chordata; Mammalia; Carnivora; Canidae. Gene Ontology annotation, biological process: regulation of DNA-templated transcription. The coding region runs from base 10077 to 12782 and encodes 901 amino acids. The transcript is spliced from 3 exons. The record is from RefSeq and is a predicted model, not a curated record.